Paramuricea clavata is the source of this 783-nucleotide messenger RNA. The record is from the annotation of a GenBank genome assembly. Lineage: Eukaryota; Metazoa; Cnidaria; Anthozoa; Malacalcyonacea; Plexauridae.
AUGGCGCAGUACCAUGGCAUAAUAGAAGAGCAGAUGAAGCAAGGAAUUGUUGAACAGGCUCCUGAGCAACCUACAGGGGAGAGAAAGUUUUAUCUGCCACAUAAACCAGUUAUUAAAGAGUCGGCUGAGGUUAGUGACAACGCUAAAACGUUCGUCGUCAUCGCAAAGUGGUUACGAAAACUGAAACGUAGUCAAGUCGUUAACGAUUACGUCGCUCGGCGUGAAAUCCAUUGGCAGUUUAAUCUCGCAAGGAGUCCAUGGUGGAGCGGUUUUUUCGAGCGAAUGAGGAAGAUCCUGACGAACAAGGAAGAUCCUGACGAACAAGUCGAAGUCAAGGUAAUGGUUAAGCGGGCCAGAUAUCUAAAACGGUGUAAGGAUGUAAUGUGGAAACGAUGGUCGUCAGAAUACAUAAGGGCGUUGCGAGAACGUCAUGGACGAUUGACUGGUAAGAAGUCGGAGAUAAACGUUGGUGAUGUUAUGCUUCUACAAGGUGAAGAAAAGAAUAGAGGACUGUGGAAAAUGGGAGUAGUUGAGAAAUUGAUUGCCGGAAAGGACGGAGUUGUUCGAGGUGCCAUACUUAAAACUGGUAAUGGAAGAAAGGAAAGACAACUUCAACAUCUAUACCCGUUGGAGUUGGCAAGUGCAACUAGAAAUCACAGCAAUCGAAGCAUUGAAUCAAAGGCGAAAGCAUUUGAGCCAAGAAAAUCGAGAGCGGCGAAAACAAAGGCGUUACAAAAGAUCGGACAGAUAAUAAGUGAUAUUGCAGACUCUAAGGACAAUUAA